CAUAUGACAUGACAUAUAAUUCCACACACUAGAUCCCUGCCUUUUUAAAACAUAGACCUACGUCUUGCUCGGAUCGCUCUCAGUCUUUUACUAGGGUUUUCGUCGGGCGGCGGCUCUUAACCUGGAAAAAUGGUCAAGGGCAGGCAAGGCGAGCGCGUCAGACUCUAUGUUCGUGGAACAGUUCUUGGGUACAAAAGGUCGAAGUCGAACCAGUACCCAAACACCUCGCUGGUUCAGAUCGAGGGAGUGAACACGAAGGAAGAGGUAGCAUGGUAUUGCGGCAAGCGGAUGGCUUAUAUUUACAAGGCAAAGACUAAGAAGAAUGGUUCCCACUAUCGCUGCAUUUGGGGAAAAGUUGCUAGACCUCACGGUAAUAGCGGCGUUGUUCGUGCUAAGUUCAAAUCCAAUCUCCCUCCAAAAUCCAUGGGGGACAGAGUUAGGGUAUUCAUGUACCCCAGCAACAUAUGAGUGACAGUGUCUGCAGUAGAUGCUAGAAUGGCACUGUUAAGGUGUAUCUGUUGAACUUGGGAUUUAUUCUCACAAGAGCUAAGUUUCAAGGUUUUGAACUCGGGGGUUAUAGCAGCUAGCUGUUUUGGCUUCGCAUUUGUUAGUUAUUGUGGAUUUGGAACAACAAUGACAACUCCUAUUCUUAGUUUUGUGAUAUGAAAAUUUUGCUAUUAAGCUUCUACA
Mangifera indica (mango) is the source of this 690-nucleotide messenger RNA. RefSeq names its product 60S ribosomal protein L35a-1. Gene Ontology annotation, cellular component: cytosolic large ribosomal subunit; ribosome. The record is from RefSeq and is a predicted model, not a curated record. Lineage: Eukaryota; Viridiplantae; Streptophyta; Magnoliopsida; Sapindales; Anacardiaceae. Bases 130 to 468 code for a protein of 112 amino acids. Gene Ontology annotation, biological process: cytoplasmic translation; ribosomal large subunit biogenesis. The transcript has 5 exons. Gene Ontology annotation, molecular function: structural constituent of ribosome.